Molecule: messenger RNA, 231 nt
Organism: Prunus armeniaca (apricot)
Lineage: Eukaryota; Viridiplantae; Streptophyta; Magnoliopsida; Rosales; Rosaceae
Source: the annotation of a GenBank genome assembly
AUGUAUUCCAAGGAAUUUUUUGAGAUUGGUAGUGCUAUGUCAGUUCACUUCUGUCAAAGGAAGAACUCCGAAAGUCCCACUCCCCUGCACAUGAGCCAUAUAUCACUAAUCAGCUUUGUGGCGGAUAGGAAUUUGCUUCAUGCUGCAAAGAUGGAAGUGGAUAAAAUCAUGCUCACGGAUGCACCACUUCUGUUCCCUCCUGGGCGGGUACGAUGCCGUUCAAGCUUCUAG